GUUUGGUCUGAUGACGCAUACGGAAAGCGAGAUGUUGUUUACCCGGGUGCUAACAUGCUAGACGGGUUUCUUCAGAAGAAAGAGUGCUGCUGUAUUUUAAACAAUGUUCCGACUAUUUUUGCCAAAUCGUUUCUGUGCCAAACGUAACACUCUAACAGCGCGCGAGUUUUCGUUGUUUACGCCGCGAGCCAAGCAGUCGCCGCUCAGUGUUUUUAUUCAACAACAAAAACGACACUUUGGGAGGUUAAACUCCGCCUUUUUAAAAAACAGGCCAAAGUCCGGGAUUUGGAUGUGUGGUGUUAGUUUGGGGAUUACUUUAGGUGUCAGUCUGAAAUAUUACACGGACUCGGCCACCAGUGUCUGUGAUGAGAAAGUGCCAAAGCCGCAGAAAACGGAUCGAUACAGUGAUGCGAUCGAAGUUAGCAGAGACCUUCUGGAGCGGAUAAAGGUAGGCACAGAGGUACGCCUGCAAGUACCUGCUGUAAGAGUGGGCUCUUUCUCAUUGAAAGCAUCUUCAUGACUGCUACUUUCACUUCAAUGCCACCUGAGAGUGCUGCUGAGAGUUUGUGUCUAUCUCAGGCUGAGGUCGGAGCUCCGGGGCUGGUGGUUGGGGUCUCUGUGGAUGGUGCCCAAGUCUGGAGUGAAGGUUGGUGCCUAGUGGGAUAAUUUUCACGUUUAUUAUUCAGAAAAUCACGCCUAAUGAAUCCAAUAUCAUUUGGCUCUCUUGCAUAUCUCAGUUUUGUUGUCUACAGACAGACUGGUGUAAAACCAUAGACUGUAUAUAAGAUGGACAACUUGGUUCCGCCUUCCCCCUGUAUACGGAUUUGAAGCCAAAAAGCUCUUGGUAAUUCCGGGUUUUUCUAGCCUGGCCGGGCCAUACUGUUGCGUGAAUCACGUUCCCGAAGGAACGUCAAGUGAUUCACGCAACAGUAAAUUUUAAAUUUUAUAAUUUAACUAACAAAAGUAUAUUUUUACCCAGGCAUUUCAAUGAUUGCCUUUUUAUAUUUCUCUUAUUGCAAAUGUUCAUUUUAAUCAAAGUUCUUAAUGUUUCUUUUAUGUCAUUUUAUUAAUUAUCUCUGUUCUUAGUCUUUUUCUUGAUUCCCAUCAUAGAGGUUUUUACGUCUUUUACCCCUUUCACAUGGUAAAGAGCUCUUACUUGUCUGUUCAUUCAAUAUUAUUUUCUUGUUUUACUCUUUUUUUACUCUCUCAUCCAGCAGCCAAACAAGCGGCUGAUGGAUGAGAGUAGGUGAGUUGUGUUUAGUCUAUUUGUUAAAGAAAUUAGGUAAAGUUAAAAAGAUGUUUGGUAGCUAGUACUGUGGGUAGGACCCUAUAUGUACUGUUGAUGAAGUUAGGUGCUGUUCUGAGCAUUAUUUGUGGCUUUAGAGUGGCGUUUUGGUUGAGGUUUUUUUAUGGCUCCUCAGACCGCUGUGUAUUGCUAUCAUGCGGUCAUUACUAAAGUUGGUAUAACUAGAGAAGCAAGCGGUCAGCAACAUUCAUCUCUCGAGGGGUUGUCUACCUCGGUGUCAUGGUUUGUUUGACCCUUAAACUAGGCCUGUACAGAAUAAUCCACCCAAACUGAGUGAAAUGUUAAAUUGAGCAUUUUCAUGAUUUAUAGUUAUCACCUUUUCUAUAAUGUGACUGGAAGAAUAUUUUCGAUUGCAACAUAUAAAUAUUGCAAAUCGUUCUUAAAAAAAAAUCAUAUUAUGCGUAUAGGAUCAGGCGUAUUUAAAUUCUGCUUGCAGGGAUCGGUUAUGCUGAUUUGGAGAACCGUGUACCAUGCAACCCAGAGACGAUGAUGCGAAUUGCCAGCAUCAGUAAGCCCCUCACAUCUGCAGCAGCUGCACGACUGCGGGAGGAGGGGAAAUUGGAUCUUGACGUCCCUGUCCAGCAAUAUGUCCCGGAAUUUCCUCAGAAACAAUUUGAUGGACAGGAUGUAAGCCUCUUGAAACAGAUGUCAGAGAUUUGUUAUCAGCAAUUGUGUCUUUUUCUUUUUCUGUGCGUCACAUAAAAGAAUUACAUCUGUAAAUUAUUCUGUUCUUUCAGGUCACGAUAACUCCUCGUAUGCUCCUGUCUCACCUCAGCGGUAUACGGCAUUAUGAGAAGGAUGCGAAGAAAGUGAAAGAGAAUAAGGAGAAAGCUAAGCGACUUUUAAAGCCUCAAAUUAAAGAGAGAGAGGAUGAAAAGAGCUCAUCUGAAAACAAAGGUAAAACCACUGCAACAGAACAGAACAGCAAAAGCAAAGAUAACGCUCAGACUCAGAGGAAAAAAGAGUUUGAGCAAGAGGAAUAUUACUUGAAAGACAACUUUGAAAGUGUCACUCAGGCCCUGGACCUCUUCAAGGACGACCCACUCAUUUUUAAACCAGGUAAUGCAAAUACAUGUUAAUAAACUCUGAAGAAAAAAAAAACUCAAAUGCAUCUGUGAUUUAGAUCCUUUUUCUCUAUGCAGGCACAACCUUUCUGUACUCCACCCAUGCCUUCACCCUUCUUAGCGCUGCUAUGGAACGAGCUGCAAAUCAGCGCUUCCUGGAUCUAAUGACCAACAUGUUCCGAGAGCUGGGAAUGCUAAAUACUGUGCCUGAUGAGAAUGAUCCUAUCAUUUAUCACCGUUCUAGGUAAUCUUCCAUCAGUGAUGUUAAAUUUUGUCCAAAAUAUUUUGACUUAUCACAGAUUAGUGCAGGGGAGAUUGGACAGCAACAUUAGAACUUUGUAGAGAGCUCUUAAGUUGAGGUUGUUUUGAACACAACUGUUGUGCACAUUAAAUUAGAAGUUUGAUAAUGUGUUCAUAAUGUUCUUGUUGAUCCAUUACAGAGCCUACAAUUUCAACAAAAAAGGGCGUGUUGUGAACUGUCCAUAUGUUGACAACUCCUACAAGUGGGCUGGAGGCGGCUUCCUCUCCACUGUAGGUGACCUGCUGCUGUUUGGGAACGCUCUGCUCUACAGUUACCAGGUGGCCCACCUGAAGGACACUCAGGGCUUGCUCCCUGGCUUCCUCAAACCCUCAACAGCCAAAGAACUGUGGGCACCGGUUGACCUGACAGAGGCCAGCUGGGAUAAGGACGGACUGUAUGCCCAAGGCUGGUUAGUUGUGGAAAAAGCACAGAAAUAUGGCCAGUGCAGGAAGCGCAGACACUAUGUAUCGCACACUGGAGGAGCUGUAGGGGCCAGCAGUGUCCUCCUGGUGUUACCCAGUGUAGAGAUAAAACAGCACCUAGGGCAGACCUCACUCCUCCCACAGGGGGUGGUGGUCACCAUCAUGACUAAUAUGCAAUCUGUGGGACUCAACAACACUGCACUGAAAAUUGCUCAUGAAUUUGAUAAAGCCAGAGACCUGUGAGCUUUUUUUACAGCAAUAUCUGAGUAUACAUUCAACUGAUUUCAGUUGAUUUUACAUAGUUUUGAUACAGCUUUUUAAUAAUUCUAAAGAGUGAUUGGGGAAAUAAAAUAAAUCUAAAUACAAA
Messenger RNA from Xyrichtys novacula (pearly razorfish), 3460 nucleotides. The record is from the annotation of a GenBank genome assembly. NCBI's taxonomy places the organism in Eukaryota, Metazoa, Chordata, Actinopteri, Labriformes, Labridae.